Pogonomyrmex barbatus (red harvester ant) is the source of this 847-nucleotide messenger RNA. RefSeq lists its product as uncharacterized. NCBI's taxonomy places the organism in Eukaryota, Metazoa, Arthropoda, Insecta, Hymenoptera, Formicidae. The record is from RefSeq and is a predicted model, not a curated record.
GGUUGCUACAUACGCUCUCGCCAACUUCAAGGCAUUGCAAUCUGAGAAUGCGACGAGUGAGGUGUUAUAUUGCGAGAAAAUUAUAUUUCAUAAUUACAGUAAUGACAAUACAUCAAUUGCAUGUUAAUUAAUAGAAAAAAUUAAAUCGUAUAUUUUAGUGCGAUUCUCAUUCAAAAGUAGUGUUAUCGUUUCAACAGAGUAAUAUUUAAAAUGGAGAUAGAUAAUUCCGACAAUGAUACGUCGGAUGAAGAAGAUCUUUCCUUUGGCAAGAAAGAAGACAUCAUUACAAUAUUGAAUGAUUUCUUCAAAUAUGGACCUCGAGAUCUUCCUCUUAACAUUUUCUCAGAUAUAUCUACAGAAGAUUGCCAUUCUACAAUGGAUUCUGCAAUUAAAUUGGCAGGGAAUGCUAUUAAGAACAAACCUACAUUAGUCAAUUGGCUACAUAGUGAUUUAUUCAAGAAAAACGAAUGUAACGUACCAUUAGCAUUGUUAUUAAUCUCAUUCUAUGAACAGCAUCCGUCGUCUGAUCAGGAAAAUGCAGAAUGCAACUUUAGGGAAAUAUAUAGAUUUCUUUACCAAGUCAUGACGAAUCAACCAAUUCCAUGUCUCUCGAAUGGCUCUGCAAAAGUUUUAUACAAACUAUUAUCAGAUGUAAUAGAAGAAGUAUGGCCAAGUACACAACUGGAUAUCCUUAAUUAUUUAAGUGCAGUGCAUAUCUACAGCAGAUCAGCAGUCAGGAGAACAUAUUAAAAAAAUUAAUUUCUGCUAAUUUUUGUAUAUUAAUCCUUAGAAGAUAUCUGUUUUAGGAUCUUUUAAUUUAAAAAAUAAAUUACAAUUUUUCUCUAUA